Messenger RNA from Cordyceps fumosorosea ARSEF 2679, 1230 nucleotides. RefSeq names its product Glycoside hydrolase, family 76. Lineage: Eukaryota; Fungi; Ascomycota; Sordariomycetes; Hypocreales; Cordycipitaceae. The record is from RefSeq and is a predicted model, not a curated record. Gene Ontology annotation, biological process: carbohydrate catabolic process. The coding region runs from base 1 to 1230 and encodes 409 amino acids. Gene Ontology annotation, molecular function: mannan endo-1,6-alpha-mannosidase activity. The transcript has a single exon.
AUGCCGUGCUCGUCGUCUUGGGCCGCGAGCCUCCUCCUGGCUCUUGCAACGCAUGCCUCUGCUGUCCCUGUCAGCGACGCAUCUACCGAUUCGCUCUCCGGCUCCCUCAUGUAUGCUUACAAGACCAAAGACGGCGUCAACAGUUUAAACAAAAACUGGUACCAAAACGACACUGGCUUAUGGGGCGGCUGGUGGAACAGUGGCAAUGCCCUCACCACUAUUGGCGACUUUGUUCUUUCGAGCCCGGCCGUUUCGCAAGGAACCAACCCCUACCACAUCAUCGCAAACACCUUCGACAAAGCCCAGCACGUCACCGUUCAGACGGCCAAGUUUAUGAACUUUGCCAAGGGUGGCAUGAUGAAAUCCCAAUACUGCAUCAAUGGCUCCGGCGCCUGUGGCUCGAAGCGGGACGGUUCGCUCACCAAGCGCGGCUUCACCGACUUUCUCAACGAAUUUUACGACGAUGAAGGUUGGUGGGCUCUUGCCCUCAUUCGUGCUUACGACGUCACCCAGGAAGACAAGUACUUGCAGGCCGCCGUGGCCGUUUUCAAGGAUAUGCAGACUGGUGCCGGUACUCCUUGUGGCGGCAUCUACUGGAGCAAAGAGCGAAAGUAUGUCAAUGCAAUCGCAAACGAACUCUACCUCUCUGUCGCCGCGUCGCUCGCAAACUACGACCUUCCUGGCCAGUCAAGUUAUCUGAAGAUAGCCAACGACCAAUGGACCUGGUUCUCCAACAGCGGCAUGAUCAACUCGGAGAAUCUCAUCAACGACGGCUUGGACGAUAAAUGCAACAACAACGGUCAACAGACUUGGACCUACAACCAGGGCGUCAUCCUCGGCGGCCUCGUCCAAUUGUUCCAUGCAACUGGCAAUAGAACUCUACUCGGCGAAGCCACCAAGAUUGCCAAGGCGGCCAUUAAUAAACUCUCCAACAAGGAUGGUGUCCUGGUGGAAUAUGGCGGCUGCGAAUACACAGAGGGUCGGUGUGGUGCGGAUGGACAGCAAUUCAAGGGAAUCUUCAUUCGGAACUUGGGAUACCUGCACAAGGUUUCUCCUGAUGCCCAGUUUCGAUCUUUUAUUCUUACAAACGCAAAUGCUAUUUGGAAAAAGGAUCGAGAGGAGAGCUCGAACAAGCUUGGUGUUGCGUGGGCUGGCCCGUACUAUGAUGCAACCAGCCAUACACAAAGCAGUGCCCUGGACGCGUUGGUUGCAGCAAUUGGUGCGGCAUAA